Messenger RNA from Diorhabda sublineata, 2790 nucleotides. Its product is annotated as sideroflexin-2. The transcript has 5 exons. Gene Ontology annotation, cellular component: mitochondrial inner membrane. The record is from RefSeq and is a predicted model, not a curated record. Gene Ontology annotation, biological process: serine import into mitochondrion; monoatomic ion transport. Bases 379 to 1353 code for a protein of 324 amino acids. Gene Ontology annotation, molecular function: monoatomic ion transmembrane transporter activity. Lineage: Eukaryota; Metazoa; Arthropoda; Insecta; Coleoptera; Chrysomelidae.
UUUGGAUUUAUUUCUAUGCUAGCCAAAUGGAAAAAUUUCAAUUUAAUUACUUUUAUUUAAUUCACAUCGCAUGCUAGGUUUCAAGAUAUUCCAAAAAAAUAAUCCUUCCUUUGCUUCUUACUUUUUUGUUUUGUGAUUACCUUUAAGCAUACUCCUCUUGGCCGGUGAAUUCAAGGUUAAAAUAUAUUUAACCUAUUUUUUCCAUUCGUCUAUCGUAUUUUCAGUUUUGCAUUCUCCCGAUAAUAGUAGAACCAAAUUUGAUAAACAAGAUUUCUUUUUGUAAGUGUUCAAUAGGUCAAAUUUAAUUAUAGUUUCAACGUCUAUAUUAUUAAAUAGAGAAGUAAAGUUCUCUGUACUCAUUUUAAAAGUUUAUGUAAUAUGACUGAAAGAAUCAACAUAGAUGAGCCGUUAUGGGACCUAAACACAUUCACAGGACGUUUUAAACAUUUCUUGUGGGUUACAGACCCCAGAACAUGUAUAGAAAGUGAAGAAACUUUGGAUAAAGCAAAAGUACUUGUAGAACAGUACAGAAAGCGGCAAGAACCACCAGGAACUACAACUGAACAAAUUAUUUAUGCGAAAAAAUUGUACGAAAGUGCUUUCCAUCCAGAUACUGGUGAAAAACAAAAUGUAUUUGGUAGAAUGUCUUUUCAAGUUCCAGGUGGAAUGGCUAUUACAGGAGCUAUGUUACAAUGGUAUAGAACACCAUUUGCAGUAGUUUUCUGGCAAUGGAUAAACCAGUCUUUCAAUGCACUAGUAAAUUACACAAACAGGAAUGCCAAAUCACCCACUACCACUACACAACUUGUAGUUGCUUAUGCUUCGGCUACAUCAUCAGCAAUGAUCACUGCCUUAGGAUGUAAACAAUAUUGGGGUAAACGCGCCUCUCCUUUCAUCCAGAGAUACGUACCAUUCGCAGCUGUAGCAGCUGCCAACUGCGUAAAUAUUCCACUAAUGAGGCAAAAUGAAAUAAUUUAUGGUAUUGACUGUUGUGACGAGAACGGCAAAAUUGUUGGUCAGUCUAAAGUAGCAGCUGUAAAAGGAAUUUCACAAGUAGUUUUCUCUAGGAUAGUCAUGUGCGCCCCAGGAAUGUGUAUACUACCAAUUAUCAUGGAACGAGCAGAGAAAUAUAAGUUUAUGCAGAGGAUCACAUAUUUGCACGGUCCCAUCCAAGUUAUUGGAGUAGGAUGUUUCCUCACUUUCAUGGUUCCACUAGCAUGUGCUUUGUUCCCACAAAAAUGCUCUAUCAAGACAUCCACUAUACUUUGGUUGGAACCAGAACAAUAUGAGAAAAUGAAGAAGAACUGCGAAGAUAAAGUUCCAGAUGUGGUAUAUUUCAACAAGGGACUUUAAUGUAAAAGUCUAUUGAGAUUAUGAUGACGAGUCUUAUAAAUAGAAAGAUACAUUAAUUUCUUUAAUAAUCACUACAUAAAGUGAUAGUGAUUAUUAACAAGAAAUUAGAUGGAAAACAUUAACGUUGUAUACGUUUGAUUAGUAUUUUGUUUGCACUUAGUAAAAUAGAUAGCGAGGGAACUUCUGCUGAUUUACAGGAUGUUUUUAAAUUCAGAAGGUGAUUUCCUUUACCUACUUCCGUCCAAAAUAUCAAUCCUAGGUGUUGAAUGAAAUGAAAAUUUACAAAUUUUUAUAUUUUUUUAAUAUCCAUAUUUAAAAGCUAGAUUUUCUGGAACCGUUGUGAUAUUUAUACUGAAUAACCAAUUAUUUAUUACUGCUACUUCACCAACAUUUACAAUUAUACUGUUGGACAUGCGUUUCGAUAACCAAAUUAUCGUCUUUAGAAACCAAAGGUGAAGUGAAGUGUGGUAACUGGAAUUUACUUAUUAUCGAAAUGUGGAUCACACAGUAAUUGUGAGUAUUGGCAGUAGUGAAUACAGUGUUCAGGGCUCCUGUUAUAUAACAUAAAGGGGUGAAUUUGAAUCCAUUUUCUUAUUUGACAUCAAGUUUUCUUGUAAAUUUAGUUUUGUACAAAACUAAUUUAUUUAAAAUAAACUGUACGUAAGAUCUGCGAAUCGAAUUUUUAUAUAUGGCUCGAUAGUAAUUUCAUUAUUAUAUUGACUCUGCAGAUACAGUAUAAGAGGGUUUUCAGUAUUGUUCUUUUACUUAAAAACAUACGCAAAUUCACCAAAAUUAGAUAUUUUCGGAUUUGAAAUAAAACUAAUAGAUUUUUAUUCAUUAAAAUCAACUACAAAGACACUAAAGCGAUUCUGUUUCUUCCAAAGUAAAAAUUUAGGAUUAUGGAAUGUUUUGAAAUAAUCAAGGAUUUUAAGUAAUAUUUUUUUACCCCCUUAUAAUGUAGCAGGAAUAUUAAAAAAAUAUUGUUGGUUAUUCUUUUGCAAAUAAAGGAUAUUUAUAAAAAGUUUUUAGCAUUGCUCGAAUUUGAGGAAAACAUAAGGACUUGAUUUUACUUACCACCUUUUUGAAUUGAUAACUGGGAAGAGGAAAGGCUGAAGAAAAUCUCUUAUAGCUAAGGUCAUAUUUUCAUAACCUGAAUUUUUUGCAUGAAUUGAAAAACUCCAAUAUCAGUAAAUUGUAAUUUUGAUUAUAAUUUAUUUUUAAAAGUUAUUUCAUACAAUGUUCAUGGAUAAGUGGCUUUCUUGAUGGUUUUUCACAAUAACUUACAUUUUUACAUUGGUGUUUUUUUUAAAUUUUCAACAAUUUUUUGAACAAAAAAUCAAGCAGCCUGGAAGUCAUUUAUCAUUUAUAAGUAAUAAUAUGCAAUACUUUUUAUUUACCUUUGUUGAAUUUUACAAAAAAUAAAAUUUUUACAAACUA